Messenger RNA from Arachis ipaensis, 717 nucleotides. NCBI's taxonomy places the organism in Eukaryota, Viridiplantae, Streptophyta, Magnoliopsida, Fabales, Fabaceae. The record is from RefSeq and is a predicted model, not a curated record.
AUGCUCGAAGGAGAGGCUGAGUAUUGGUGGCAGGGGAUACAGCGACUGCUGCAACAAAAUGAAGGUGACAUUCCUUGGGAUACCUUUAGGGACGAAUUCUAUAAGAAGUAUUUUUCGAGAGCGGCACGUGACGCUAAGGAGAUAGAGCUUAUGCAACUAAAGCAAGAGGAUAUGAUUAUUGCUGAGUACGCCCAUAAGUUCGAUGACUUGUGCCGUUUCUCCAAGAUUUGUCAAGGGAACCCGGCCGACUUUGAGGAAUGGAAGUGUCUGAAUAAACUAGUGGAAGAAUGUUCGAAGAAGGCAGCGAUAGCUCGAGCAGAUCGUAGGGAGGCCUCACGAAGAGACCUUAUUCAGAAUUUAGCCCCUCAAGGUCGCAACUUUAAAGCCAAUGAUCAAUAUCGGCGCCAAAAUAGGAAUCAACGGAAUGGUGAUUUUUUUGCUCGCAACAACAAUAACAACCAUAACUAUAAUCUGGGACAGGAACGAGGAGGUCAAUCUCAGGGUAUUUCGAUAUGCUCAAGGUAUGGGAAAGAUCAUGGUAAUAGACUUUGUCAGUAUGGAACAAAAAACUGUUAUACUUGCGGAGAACCUGGACAUAUGGCCAGGGCUUGCCCAAAUAGGUUUGUUCAAAAUCCAGCCAGAACACAACUAUUAGGACGAAUAUCUACCAUGACUAUUGAUGAUGCUCUGUACUCAGACUCCGUGAUCCAAGGUUAG